AUGAGACGCGUGGAUUUCAGUCCGUACGUGGCCGAGCUGCGUGCGAGCGCGCCACAUCCGCCCAAAAUCGCACACGUGACCUCCGGGGUCUCGUUCCACAAGCUCCACGCCGCGCUCAACCAGUUUGCCAAAACGUACCAUUAUGUGUUUGAUGCUUCCAAGCCGCGGCGCAAGGACGACAUGGAGUGUGUGGUGAUGAAGUGCUGUCGCAGAAGGUGCAGGUACAGGCUUUCGGUGUUUUCCGAGGCUUCCAACGCUGUCGACGGCGCUCUAUCGUGGCUGGAGUAUGAUUCGGAUGACAUGGUGGAACAUAAUCACGAGCUGGACGGCUCCGAUUUGACCGACGAGGAUCGCAAACGGAUGAAGAGAGUGGAAUUUAAACGAAAGAGGAAUGCCAAGCGGGUGCAGCAAGUAGAAGACAGUGAUACCCGAACUAAAGAGAGCCAUAGUGGUGAUCUGAGACAUGGCUGUGACGAUGAACUCAACGGGUUCAACGACCUCAACGGUUUUGUCGAUCCCAAAGGAUCUAACAGUUACGACUGCGACAAUGGCGACGACAUUAUGGAAGAGGAAUUUCACUCCGACGAAGAACCUCUGUUUCUCUGCAGUGAGGCAGAGGAUUCCGAGACUUCUCCUGCUCCUGAGGUGGCUGAACAACCGCAACAGUCUCCAGUUCAACGUCUGGACAAAUAUCAUUCUCUGUUUUUGCAUAGUGAGGAAGAUGACGAUGAGGUUCAGGAGAUCGUCGCGACCAACAAGACCAACAAAACCAAGUCUAAGCCAAAGAAGAAGAAAAAGAUUGAAAUUAUUUCACUUGAUUCUGAUUCCGAGGAGGCGGAAGAAGAGCGAGCUCAGAGUUCUGCGAAGACCAUUUCCCCACAACCCAAGUCGGAAUCCUCGCCAGCAACUGCUUCCGGCGCCCAGAAAAAACGCGCCAAGUCGCAAACAAAGCCGUUUUCGUCUUCAACAACCUCUUCAGAACUGUCAAAGACUUAUUCUCAUGAAGUUCUUGAUACUCUCAAGGCGCAGAAACGCAAUCACCGUGUGUCUAAGCAUCAGAAGGAGCGCGCAAGAGUAGACGAAAUCACGGCCAAAGUGCGAGAGAACGAAAAGUUGGCCUUGGAGAAUAAAAAGACGGAGCUCGAACAACAGGUCGAAGCCACCUUGAGCAAGCGUGAGAUGGUGCUGAAAACUUAUUUGAGGUUGGAAAAGGGACUCAGAGGCGCGCAAUUGGCGGAUUCGUUGUCUAGGAUGAUGAGGGUUAUAAAAACGCAGGUUCAGGAUGAGCUUAGGGGUGUGCAUGAGGAGGAAAAUGAGCCUGUGAUGUUAGCUGAGUCAUCCUUCAUUGUGGACGACAAGGACGACAAAGACGAAGACGGGGAGUACCUCGAGGAAGAGUUGGUGAAGAAGGACGGACGCAGGAAGACUUCUGGAACAAAAAACAAGGCUCUGGAAAAGGCUCAACGGAAGAAGGAACGCAAACACGAACGGCAGGCAGCCCUGAUGAAACUUCUAGAUCGGCGAGUGAUGAAAGAAUGGCGGGCUUGUCCGUUUUGCAAACGGCGUUUUUACCCCAGAGAGAUAGGCAAGAAGACUAAUUCGGCCGAAGCGGAGCUCAUGACCCACAUUCAGCUAGUUCAUCCCGAUGAGGUUGUUUACCUGGAUGAUCUGGAGGAGGAGGAGGAGGAGGGGGAGGACGCAGUUCAGUCCGACCACGGUUAUGGCGACUCUUUGAAUUCUUCUUCCGACUCGGAGGAGGAGAUCGUGGCCGUGCCGAGGUCGAGACUGAGACCGAGACCCAAGGUUGUGGUAGACGAGGACAGUGGAAAUGAAGAAGAGCCUGCUGUUGACCCCGAAGUCGAGCCAGGCACCACAGUUGAGUCUCCUGAUGGGCCAGAGUUAGCGGAGGAAGACGCGGAGGAAGAAGCGGAGGAAGAAGUGGAGGAAGAAGCGGAGGAAGAAGCGGAGGAAGAAGCGGAGGAAGAAGCGGAGGAAGAAGCGGAGGAAAAAGCGGGGGAAGUGGAUGGCCCGGAAGUGGGCGAGCUAGAACCUGUCGAUGAUGUGGAGGUUGAAGUUGAAGCGGAGUCAGUGGCUGCUGAUGAGAUAACCUCAGAAUCACCUCAACCAGUGGCUAGAUCUCCCAAAGGAAAGUCUCCCGAGCCAGCUUCUCCUGUGGGUGAGCCUAUUGAAGAACCCACGAUCAAGACCACCCCUGCUGCUGAAUCAGUUGAUAUUGUCAGAACAUUGGCUGCAACUGAGAAGGCAGCUCCUGUUACUGCAGCUUCUCCGGUCAAUACUGGGUCUCCAGUAACCGCUGCAUCUCCAGCCAAGGCUACUGCUCAUACCGCAACUCCUCAAGUCAAAACAUCACAGACAGAACCUACAGCUACCCCAGCUGCUACGGUCGUUCCAGCUGUGACGUCGCCGGUUGAAGCUUCUUCUUUGGCUACCCAGCUUGCUGCUUCCGCCGACUCCGCACCAACGCAACCACCCUCCAGCGCGAACCCCUUCUCAACGCCAACUAAGAGCCCUGCCAAAGCUAUGGUUGUCAUCAAUCUCGACGAUGGUGAUAACGAAGAUGACGUAGUUGUUGUGGCAUCUACUAGAAGUGCGUCUUCUGCUAUAGCCGCCCCUGGACCAUCUCAUUCCAAUACAGCUCCUGACGGCUCGGAUCUCGCGGCGCAACAAACGGCCAAACGGAGACAUAGCUCUUCCCUGCUACCUAAUGUUCCGUUUCGCUACUCGCGGGACCCCGAUCCACCUUACAAACGACAGAAGCAGGUUGCAGAGUUGCCCACUGGCGGUUUGACUAUCCAAGCUCCUGCCUAUGCACAUCGUGACGUCACUGCCAACUCCACUAGGCCUACAACAUUUUCCAGCGACGUUACUCCCUUUGCAUCAAGUGCAGAUCCCAAUUCCACUGGACAGGGAUCUGUCAAUCCCCCACACUUACCAAGCCUAGGCACUAGUCCCGCUGGUCAUGGCCCGACGGGACAAAACUUCACAAUGGCCAGUAGUGAAAGUGUCAUUUCGACGUCUGCUGCUGCUCCCAACACUCAAGGGACCCACAGGAACGAACCGGCAGUCUCUAGCUCAUUUGCUUUUGGUGUCUCAGCUCUUCCUGUGUCGGGUCAUACAAGUGCUCCUGACCAGCCUAAAGGAAUAUACCAAGCUGGUGCCUCGGAUUCUCUGUUUAAAUCCUUGUUAGAACACGAAGACACAUCCAUCGAGUCCGAAAGCUCUGUUUCUGAAGGUCCUGCUCCUGCUCCGGGUCCUGCUCCUGAACCUGCGUACUGCUCCAACGCGUUGACCCUCAGUCUUGCAGGGUACUUUCGCAACAACCGCCAGUGGUACAGCUCGAUUUUCACAGAACAGAAUUCCCAGCACAAGCUCAGAGCAUCUUUGAUCUGCUAUGCUCACGUAAUUGGCGUCAAACUGGCCAAGUUGUACCCGGAAGUCCUCAUGGUGGACAUGCAAAAGUCAAUGGUUGAGAUUGGAGGAGUCGAUGCUACAGGACAGCAUUUCCCCAUCGCGUUUGGACACAUUUUGGGCCACACGAAGGGCGUUCAUUACACUAUUCGGUGGCUCAAGGAAGUGGUCUAUUCUGCCAACGGCAUUAUUGAUCCCGGUGUGAUUGUUUCCACCUGUGAACUGCCUCAGGAGGCCUACGAUGUGUUUCCCAAGGUCAAGGUGAUGAGAAACAGAUGUCAGCUGGACUCUCUGGUCUUGACACGAACCCAGAGACAGGAUUCUCGACUCUCAGACAUGUGGAUGUAUAUCAUGGGUCUGCGGUCCAAGAGCCUGGUGAAGAACGUCAAUGGUCUGUUGUCUCGAGUUGAUUUGGUUCCUUUCACAGACUUUGAUCGGUGGUUUGCCAAGAACAAGAAAACCCUGUGCCCGGCUUUCUUCGACCGCUAUCCGCAUUUCUCUGAGGUCAAAGUCAUACCUGGAGCGCUUCAGGGCACCGCUACACGUGCCGACGACCCAGUGUUUACGUUCGAAGCUCUCUCAAGGAACAUUAUUCCUCGAUACAAGUUCAUCGUCGACAAUCAGAACUGGGAAAGAAAGGUGUUUGCUUCUGAGAGACCUGAAGAUGCCUUAUUGAAUGGCCGCAUCUCCCACAAAGCCAUGGAUCUCAUCAAUUUCCAGAGAACGGCGGCUGUGGAGAAAUGUGGAGGACAAGACACCAUUCAUAGAUGGGACCGGUGUGUCUCGCGGGUUCUCGGCAUCCCCUGUAGACACAGUUUGGAUUAUGUCAACAGACGGGCCAUGGGGUUGACCGUCACCGAGAUCCAUCCUCAUUGGCACCUCAUGAACCCCGAAUUGCUCUACAGGGAGGACUUUGCUCCCACACUCAACACCAUUGUCUAUCCAGAGACAGCUGUACAAAGUAACCAAGUGAGCGAGGAGGCCAUUAGGAGCAUGUUUGGCCAGAGUGGAUUUGGCCCAGGCAGAUUUGGAGGUGUGUAG
Molecule: messenger RNA, 4470 nt
Organism: Yarrowia lipolytica CLIB122
Lineage: Eukaryota; Fungi; Ascomycota; Dipodascomycetes; Dipodascales
Source: RefSeq, a predicted model, not a curated record